Messenger RNA from Cyprinodon tularosa, 1072 nucleotides. RefSeq names its product fibroblast growth factor 12-like. Gene Ontology annotation, molecular function: fibroblast growth factor receptor binding; growth factor activity. The transcript has 5 exons. Gene Ontology annotation, cellular component: cytoplasm. Bases 255 to 848 code for a protein of 197 amino acids. Gene Ontology annotation, biological process: fibroblast growth factor receptor signaling pathway; regulation of cell migration; cell differentiation. Lineage: Eukaryota; Metazoa; Chordata; Actinopteri; Cyprinodontiformes; Cyprinodontidae. The record is from RefSeq and is a predicted model, not a curated record.
GAGAGAGAGAGAGAGAGAGCGGCGCGCGAGACCCGGCCCAGGUGGACGCACGAGCCCGAACGUCCGCAGGAGGGAGGACCGAAACACGGAAAAAGGAAAGACGAAGAAGAAAAAGGAGGAGGAUAAACACCGCGCCUUCCUUCCUCCUCUGCCUCCUCCGCAGCGGACACAUUCCCAGAGACCGACGCCUGUUGGUGCGAACAGCUGAUCCAGGAAGAAAGGAAGAAGAACAGGCCAGAGGACCGCAGCAGGAGAUGGAGAAAGAGAAAGAGAAGGCGGCAGAGCCGCAGCUGAAAGGCAUCGUGACGCGUCUCCACAGCGAGCAGGGCUUCUACCUCCAGAUGCUGCCCGAUGGGACCAUCAGCGGCUGCAAAGACGAGAACAGCGACUACACUUUGUUUAACCUGAUCCCUGUGGGGCUUAGGGUGGUGGCCAUCCAGGGAGUGAAGGCCGGCCUCUAUGUGGGCAUGAACGCCGAGGGAUUCCUCUACACAUCUGAUGUUUUCACACCAGAAUGUAAGUUUAAAGAGUCUGUGUUCGAAAACUACUACGUCAUCUACUCAUCCACCCUGUACCGGCAGCAUGAGUCCGGCCGGGCCUGGUUCCUGGGUCUGAACAAGGAAGGAAUCAUCAUGAAGGGGAACCGAGUGAAGAAGACUAAACCCUGCUCACAUUUCGUCCCCAGGCCUAUUGAAGUUUGCAUGUACAAGGAGCCGUCUCUGCAUGAGCUUGAGGAGAAGCUGCUGAAGUCUUCACGAAGCCCGACGCUGAACAGUGGCCGUGCCAGGAGCUUGGAUCGACCGGCGCGGGGGUCUGCCCACUCCUCCACAGAGCGGGAGGCGUCAUAGCCUGCGGCGCCCCCCCAGCAGGUGCAGACGGAAGAGGACGAGAACCAUUUUAACAAUCCCUGUGUUCAGCAACUACAACCACACCGACGACAACCAACCCGCCAAGACAACAAUGACGAAGAAAACAGCGUAAAAAAGAUUUUAAAAAUGGGGAAAUUCUUCUUGCUUGUUAUGAAAUAAACGAGCAAGGGCGUGGGGGAGGGGCUUGCUCGGAAACAAAAAAA